Messenger RNA from Didymodactylos carnosus, 606 nucleotides. The record is from the annotation of a GenBank genome assembly. Lineage: Eukaryota; Metazoa; Rotifera; Eurotatoria; Philodinida; Philodinidae.
AUGGUAUCAGAUCCAAGUUGUUUUUUACAGCGGCCGAUGAAUGAAGCACAUUGUUCACAAGAUAUUGAUCAAAUUUUUAAUUUUCGAUGGAUUAUUACCGAUAUCUACAAUCAACUCUUUGAGUUAAAAUCUGAAUUUUGUGCUUCUUCAAAGGCUAAACCAUAUGCAAAUAUUAAAAGAAUACAUAACGAAGAUGAAGAAGAACUACAGUCUAGUACUGUCGGCACCGUAUUCCGCAUACAUUCUGUUGAUUUUGAUCCUAUAUCUUGUUGUCAUAAACAACACAUUCCCAAGUGGAUUAUCAAAGUACCGUUAAUAGAAGUUGAAACCGAAGAAAUACAAAGAUUUAUAAACUGUAUGAUAGAUCAGCAAAUAAAACCUUCUCGAAUACCACUUUCAAUUUUAGCCGACUAUUUGGUAGAUUUGGGACAGUUUGAUAAAGCAUUAAAAUAUCAUGAAAUGCAAUUAAACGAGCUACCUUCACCACUUGAUCUUCCUGAUAUAUAUGGUAGUAUUGGAGGUACAAAUCAUUCCAAGAAAGAUUACGUUUCAGCAUUAAAACAUUUUAACUCUUUAUCCCCGGAUGUCCAUACCCAUGGAUAUUGA